UCAGAUUAGAUUGCAGUUCAACGCUUACUGUCGGCACGAGUAGAUAGUGCUUAGCUUCAGAAGUAGACGCGAAAACUUCUAUUCUGAGACUAAUUUAGUCUUUGGGUAAUUACGUACAAUUAGUAAGCUGUUGUGCAGACCAAUUUAUACAUAGUAGCACAUAAUGGCUCCGAAGGUGGAAAUUGUACAUGAUGAAAAGUUAACUCUUGGAGAAGGGCCUCAUUGGGACCAGGAAGCACAAGUACUUUAUUUUGUUGAUAUAGAUGAGUCUACUGUCCUCAAGUAUGAUCCUAACGCUAAUAAAAUCACUCGGGUGAUUGUGGAUAAAGAAAAUAAAACAACUAUUGGCUUUGUCGUACCUGUAGCAGGUACCAAAGAUAAAUUUGUCAUCGGAUAUGCAAGCAAAUUUGCACUUUUGACUUGGGAUGGCGUCAGCACAGAUCCAUCCAACGUUGAUAUCCUUCUUGAUGUGAAUCCAGGAGCUAAAGUUCGGUUUAAUGAUGGCAAAGUUGAUCCAACAGGACGCCUGUGGGCUGGGACAAUGAUGACUGGAUAUAAAAAUAGUGGAGAGGAGUUGAGACAUGGGUCGUUUUAUUCCCUAAGUCCAGCUGGAAAGUCCUCAAUAACACAUCUUACAAAUGUGGGGAUCAGUAACGGCCUUGCGUGGUCAUCCGAUCGUAAAACUUUCUAUUAUGUCGAUAGUUUCAAUCGAUCGAUUGACGCAUUUGAUUGUGAUCUCGAUAACGGAACACUGAAAAAUCGGCGUACAGUUUUUGACAUAAUCAAGAACAAGGUACAGGGAUUGCCUGACGGUAUGACUAUCGAUAAAGAUGAUAAAUUAUGGCUUGCCACAUUUGGAGGUAGUGCAAUUCACCAGGUGGAUCCUAACACUGGUUCUCUUCUUCAAUCAGUUCAACUUCCAGCAGCAAAGAUUACCUCAGUUAUGUGGGGAGGGCCAAAUUUGGAUGAACUUUAUGUGACAAGUGCUAGCGUAGACGAUACGGAAGAGCACCGUUACUCGGGACGUUUAUUUAAAAUUACUGGACUCGGUACAUCUGGACUUCCAGGUGUACCAGUUAAAUUAGAAUACAUUUGACGUGAUAAGUUUAUAAAUCCAUCAUGAUCAAUCCGAGCUA
Diprion similis is the source of this 1136-nucleotide messenger RNA. RefSeq names its product regucalcin-like. Lineage: Eukaryota; Metazoa; Arthropoda; Insecta; Hymenoptera; Diprionidae. Bases 164 to 1096 code for a protein of 310 amino acids. Gene Ontology annotation, biological process: L-ascorbic acid biosynthetic process. The record is from RefSeq and is a predicted model, not a curated record. The transcript has 6 exons. Gene Ontology annotation, molecular function: calcium ion binding; gluconolactonase activity.